GAAUGAAGAGCACGCAUGCUCUAUUGUCACAAGUGUUCUUUUUAUCGUCCUGAAUUAUUUGCUCCGUUGAACGAGUGUGUGUUUGUUUGUGUGCGUGUGUGUUGUAGAAGAAGAAUACUUUAUAUACACAAAUAAUUACGUUAAUUUUUUAAAGUAAAAUUAUAGAGUGAAAGAAGGAAGCACUAGUGUAAUAUCAAAUACCCCAGUGGGUCCCCAAAUUUUAUCUGUACAUAUUGUAUGAAUGUGUUUAUUAGCGUGAAUGAUGGUGGGUCCACAGCAGAAUAUUCAGUACUCCGAGACACGCCAAACUUUGGUAUACCAAGGUUAUUUGAUAUCAGUCGGAGUGAUUCAGAUCCACACGCAAAGCUACUUACAAACAUCUAAUGAUUCCGGAGAUGAUUCGAGUGAUGAAGCUGUCACUACAAAAGAAGAGAAGAUUUUGCGUUCAUGCAUUUUUCCAACUUCAAGCCAGGGUUUUUCAGUGUCGACUUUCUUCCAUUAUCCAAGAAGCCUAAAGUUGUAUAAAACAAGAUGUUUUUCACCUUUUCUCUUCAAAAUAAUAUGUUCAUCUGUUGAUAGUUCAUCAACCCCGUCAUCAAACAUCACCCGAAAUUGGGCAACUUCAAUCUCCAGCGAAUCGGCAGCCGAGUUGCCAGGAACUGGAAAUUUUUUCUUGAAAAAUAAUUUAUUUUAAACUAUGUACUUUGAUACGUCGCUCGGUCACAACGUCAAAAUUGUAUUUUGAAGUUAGCCAUAGCGACAUUGUAGAUAUUGAAAUAAAUAAUUUGCAACUGAAC
Molecule: messenger RNA, 797 nt
Organism: Cimex lectularius (bed bug)
Lineage: Eukaryota; Metazoa; Arthropoda; Insecta; Hemiptera; Cimicidae
Exons: 3
Coding region: 260-694 (144 amino acids)
Source: RefSeq, a predicted model, not a curated record